AUGAUCAUACUCUUCUUCAAGAUCCUGUUACUGUUGUUGUCUUUUGUUGAGUUUUCCUUUUGUUGCUUUGCCACAUCGCCUGUGACGACAACGACGAGAUCAACAACGACUCCAGCAAGCACGACAACCAGUACUUUGACUUGUAUGAGUUGCCCGACGGACGUUGAUCAAUUCUAUGACGAUACCGCCACGUGUGAUGAGAUUAUUGCCAUGACUGCUCCUGGCACCAUUUGCACUUCGGUCGUCCCACCCACCGAUCCAACGCUGAACUUUGCUAUACAGGAAGGUGGCUGCUUUGAAAUGGAAAUCAUUUGCCCAGCUGGUUCAAGCAUCGGCAUCGCCACUCCGGGAAGCAAUGAACUUGUCCUUCUCACCACAGAUGACUUGCCUUCGGUCUCGAUCGUUUGCGAGAUGGGGAACUAUUUUUUCCGAAUCACUGGAACAGCUAAUGCUGUUCAAGUUCAAUCGAUCGUCUGCUUCUCAUCCACUGCGGAUGUCCCAAUCUUGUUAGAGAACAAGCAAAAGAUUCGAGACGAAAACUUUUCAAAUUCCCCGAAUUCCACAACUUUCGAUGAUGACCGGCUUUUCAACGCUACAACUGAGGAGUCGUUGGAUUCAUCCGGAGAAGAUUUCCCUAUCGAAAAUUCAUCCGAUCUCUUCUCAAAAACCUUAACAAAACAAAUUCUAACAACUUUAAGUCUAGAAAAUUCCACAAUUGCUGAAGAUCAAGAAGAUAAUGCUUCAGCGCUGAAGUUGAUCAAGGCUUUCAAGAAAUUCAAGAAAUUUGUCCCUUUCCAAAAU
Mesorhabditis belari is the source of this 801-nucleotide messenger RNA. The record is from the annotation of a GenBank genome assembly. Lineage: Eukaryota; Metazoa; Nematoda; Chromadorea; Rhabditida; Rhabditidae.